AUGGGCUUCAACGGUAUCUUACACUAUGGGUUUGAUUUGACCUUAAUUGCCAUGGUUCUCGCCGCUAUAAGACAGAAUACUGGCUAUGUAUUCGCAUAUGAACAGUACGGCAUCGGAACAUAUCUCUACAAGUAUCUAGGAUGGGGAGAAUGGUGCUAUUCGUACUUGGUCAGGUUUGUCAAGUUUUCUGGCAAGUUUAGAAAGCAAUUGCCGCAGGAUAAGUUUACACAAGAUUCCUCGACUAGAAUCGAAGAAUUGGAUCGUACUGAACGCAAAUCGAGUUCAAGAAGGAGGCAAUCUCGACACCAAUAA
Molecule: messenger RNA, 312 nt
Organism: Zygosaccharomyces rouxii
Lineage: Eukaryota; Fungi; Ascomycota; Saccharomycetes; Saccharomycetales; Saccharomycetaceae
Gene: MCO12
Product: Mco12p
Exons: 1
Coding region: 1-312 (103 amino acids)
Cellular component (GO): cytoplasm
Source: RefSeq, a predicted model, not a curated record